UUCUAAAUAUGGGCUCCUUCAUAUCAAUCUCCAUUUUCGUUUUCGUUCUCUCUAUUGCUGCUCUUUUCUUCCACUGCACAAAUGCAGCCACGUUCGAUAUCCGCAACAAUUGUCCAUUCACAGUCUGGGCCGCUGCCGUACCCGGUGGUGGCAGACAGCUCGGUAGUGGCCAAACUUGGACAAUCAACGUUGCCGCGGGCACUACAGCUGCUCGAAUUUGGGCUCGAACAGGUUGCAGAUUCGACGGCUCCGGCCGUGGUCGUUGUCAAACAGGGGACUGCAAUGGCCUACUCCAGUGUCAAGGCUACGGUGCACCACCUAACACCCUAGCCGAAUACGCCCUCAACCAGUACAAUAACUUGGACUUCUUCGAUAUAUCUCUUGUAGACGGGUUCAACGUGCCAAUGCAAUUUAGUCCCACCUCCGGUGGGUGCUCCCGCGGAAUCCGCUGCGCUAAUGACAUCAAUGGCCAAUGUCCGACUCAGUUGAGGGCACCCGGCGGCUGUCACAACCCAUGCACGGUGUUCAGGACCGAUCAAUAUUGUUGCAACUCAGGACGUUGUGGGCCUACAAACUUUUCUAGAUUUUUUAAGGACAGGUGCCCUAAUGCAUAUAGUUACCCUAAAGAUGAUCAGACCAGCAAAUUUACUUGUCCAGGAGGAACCAACUAUCUAGUGACCUUUUGCCCUUGAAGGCUUGGAGCAGCAGCAUUUCAUUGUAAUAAAAUAAUCUGAGUUGCUCUAUGGAAGACUCGACUUGGCUUGAAUAAUGUGCAAAUGCUGUAUGAUUUUCAUAUAAAUAUAAAAUAAAUUUCUGUGAAUAAAAACUUGUAUCCCUGUCUUUUCUAUAUUAA
This is a messenger RNA of Olea europaea var. sylvestris, 853 nucleotides long. Its product is annotated as thaumatin-like protein. Bases 9 to 692 code for a protein of 227 amino acids. Gene Ontology annotation, cellular component: extracellular region. Lineage: Eukaryota; Viridiplantae; Streptophyta; Magnoliopsida; Lamiales; Oleaceae. The transcript has a single exon. Gene Ontology annotation, biological process: defense response. The record is from RefSeq and is a predicted model, not a curated record.